GGGAGGAGGAAGAGAAGACAGAGGAACAACCACAGGCACAGCAAGAAGAAAAACCAGAGGACGAGCAGGAGGAAGAGGAGGAAGAAGAGGAGAACGUGACAGAGCAGAAAGAGGAGAGCAUAGAUUCAGAUGAAGAAGAAUGCAUGAUCAUUGAGCCAGGAUCCAGUAAAACAACAUGUAAAGCUGAGGAGGGGGAAUGGCCUAAGAGAGCGGACUACUCCAGCUACCAUCAGAUCCUAGCCAACUCUCUACUGUACCUGGGCAGGGUCCCCGACACCGCAGAGACCACCUCACAGGCGCACGUUACCAUGGAGACAGAGAAGGAUAUCACAGCUGUGGAGCACGCCACUGUGGCAGUGGAACACCUAGUAGAGGAGGAGGAGGAGGAAGAGGAGGAAGAGGAGGAGGAGGAAGAUGAGAUUGAGGAGACUAGGGAGGCUGUGACACAGAGAACCUUUGAGCACCCGUAUUUCACUGGAGACAUUCACCAGCAGCAGGACAAGGCUGAGGAAGACGAGGAGGAGGAAGAGUAUGAAGAGGACAGGAGAGAAGCAGAGCACCAGCCACAGGAGAUCCUGGAUGAAGAGGAGGAGGAAGAUGACAUUGAGGAGGUGGAUGAGAGAGUGCACCAUGUCGUCCUGCCCACCUCUAACUCCAUUAGCAGCAAUGCAACAGCUCAGGGACCAGCCACACAGGGGGACAGAACUACAGAGCACUACAUGCCCAAAAGGACCAGCCUCCUCGAAAACUACAACACCCACAGGACCAGCCUCCUGGAGAACUACAACCCCCACAGGACCAUUCCACUGGAGAACUACAAUCCCCACAGAGUCAGCCCCUUACAGCACUACAUCUCCCAUAAGGCCUCAGCAGCCUCUGACAUAAUCGAGGUGCGCUCAGAGGAUUCGGGGAAGGACUAUGAAGAUGAAGAUGGUGAUGAGGAGGAGGAGGAGGAGGAAGAUGAUAGUUUGUCUCAGAGGUGGACGGAUGAGUCAGAAACGUAUGAUAUGACCCGGGGAAAUCUGGGGCUCCUGGAGCAAGCCAUCGCCCUGAAGGCAGAACAGGUGAAAGGGCCUCACGACCUCCUCCUCCUCCGUCACCCCGCUGUCACCCCGGAGCUCCACCACCGCUAUUUCGGCAUGGACGACCGGCCCAAACACCUGAACGCCAUGCGAAACAGCUGCUUCAGCAGCAAAGCUGUCUCUACAGAGGGCAGCAGGCCAGAGAAGAGGGAGAUCAAAUGCCCCACCCCUGGCUGUGACGGGACUGGUCAUGUUACUGGACUCUACCCCCACCACCGCAGCCUGUCUGGUUGUCCACACAAGGACAGGAUCCCUCCUGAGAUCCUGGCCAUGCAUGAGAACGUGCUGAAGUGUCCUACUCCAGGCUGCACUGGACAGGGUCAUGUUAACAGCAACCGUAACACCCACCGCAGUUUGUCAGGAUGCCCCAUCGCAGCCGCAGAGAAGCUGUCCAAGAGCCUCAACCUUGACAAGCAGCAUCUCUCCCAGCCAAUCAGAGAGCACCUCAAAGAAAGUCCCAACAACAAUGACCGAGUCCUCAGGCCCAUGUGUUUUGUGAAGCAACUGGAGGUGCCUCAUUAUAGGCAGUACAGGCCCAACAUGAUACCCGCCACACCUCGUGCCAGCCUGGCCAAGGAGCUGGAGAAGUACUCCAAGGUCUCCUUUGAUUAUGCAAGCUUCGACUGUCAGGUGUUUGGAAAGCGUGUGCUUGCAUCAAAUAUACCGACCAGUGAAACCUCACCCAAAGCCUUCAAAUCUAAAGUCUCGUCCCCAAAGUCUUCUUCUCCCAGCCUCAGCCUGCAUGGAGGUUAUGGAAAGACUGCCUCCUCUUCUGCCUACAACUACUCCCAUGAAGCCCAGGCAGCCCACAUGGCCGCUACAGCCAUCCUCAACCUGUCCACGCGCUGCUGGGAGAGGCCUGAGAACCUGAGCACCAAGCACCAGGACCUGGCCAGCAAGGACAUCGGGGUGGAUGAAAAUGGCACUCUGGACCUGAGCAUGAAGAAGCCCGUCAAACGUGAGGGUACCAGCCCAGGGUUGUGUUCCCCGGACCCCUCCUCCUCCUCUUCCUCCCUGCACCACGGAGGCAGCAGUGGCAUGACCUCGCCCCACACAGGCCACGCCUACAAACAGGAACAGUGGGAGGAGCCUCUGGACUACACGAAACCCAACCGCCAGCGAGAGGAGGAUGUAGAGCUGGAGCACCACACAGCGCGGUCGUUUGCCUCGUCCGACCCUGAGGACAUGGACCUGAUGCAGGACUACCCCCAGGAGAGGAAGUACCCUGGAGAGGUCACCACCCCAAACUUCAAGGUCCAGUUCCAACAAGCCAAGGACUGCAAGAAAGACCUGCUCCUGUGCCCCACUCCUGGCUGUGACGGCAGUGGCCACAUCACUGGAAACUAUGCAUCCCAUCGCAGUCUGUCUGGCUGUCCUCUUGCUGAUAAGAGUCUUCGUUCCCUAAUGGCGGCCCACUCUGCUGAGCUCAAGUGCCCCACUCCAGGAUGUGAUGGUUCAGGACAUAACACUGGAAACUACGCCUCCCACAGAAGUUUGUCUGGGUGCCCCCGUGCCAAGAAAGGUGGAUUAAAAACAUCUCCCACCAAGGACGACAAGGAGGACUCCGAGCUCUUAAAAUGCCCCGUGCCAGGCUGUGACAGCCUGGGUCACAUCAGUGGGAAGUACGCCACUCAUCGCAGUGCCUAUGGGUGCCCGCUAGCUGCCCGCAGGCAGAAGGAGGGGAUGCUCAACGGUAACCCAUUCUCCUGGAAGGCCUUCAAGACGGAGGCCCCCAACUGCCCCACCCCCGGCUGUGAUGGAUCAGGACACGCCAACGGCAGCUUCCUCACACACCGCAGUCUCUCUGGCUGUCCCAGAGCCUCCUUUGCCAGAAAGAAAGCCAAGAUCCCUGGAGAUGAAUACCUGAGCACCAAGUUCAGGGCCAGCGACGUUCUGAACAAUGACGAGGACAUCAAGCAUCUCAACAAGGAGAUCAAUGAGCUCAACGAGACCAACAACGAGAUGGAGACAGACAUGGUGAACCUGCAAACACAGAUCUCAUCCAUGGAGGAGAACCUGAAGAACAUUGAGGUGGAGAACAAGCUGAUUGAGGAGCAGAACGAGACGCUCUUCAUGGAGCUAUCUGGCCUCAGCCACGCCCUGAUCCGCAGCCUGGCCAACAUCCGCGUCCCACACAUGCAGGAGCCAAUCACUGAGCAGAAUUUCGACAGAUACGUGAGCACCCUGACUGACAUGUACACCAACAAGGAGUGCUUCCAGAACCCGGAGAACAAGGCUCUGCUGGAGAGCAUCAACAAGGCUGUGAAGAGCAUCAAGGUGUGAAAACCUCCACGGGGAAGAAGAGUGAAAACACCUAAAAGGAGAGAGUUGGCGUCAAGAGACUAGAGUAUAUUUAAAGAGAAUACGAAUACAAAAAGGGCAUUCAGGUUUUAUAAAUGGCAACUUAAAUUAAACCCAGGGAGCAUUCUGUAAAGAAGAAAACGUAACUAGGACCAAAAUCCAAACAUGCUGCUGCUGGGAUCGGAAGGAGGAAGUGGAAUGGAACCAAAUCCUUCGGGUUUGAAUUGAUGUUUUGUUUCUUUGUUUUAUGUUACCUUCAUCGUUUUCAUGUAUGUCCUGUUUGGGAGGCAUCUCUGUUUGGGAGGCAUCUCUGUUUGGGAGGCAUCUCUGUUUUGGAGGUAUCUCUGUUUGGGAGGCAUCUCUGUUUGGGAGGCAUCUCUGUUUGGGAGGCAUCUCUGUUUUGGAGGUAUCUCUGUUUGGGAGGCAUCUCUGUUUGGGAGGCAUCUCUGUUUUGGAGGUAUCUCUGUUUGGGAGGCAUCUCUGUUUGGGAGGCAUCUCUGUUUUGGAGGCAUCUCUGUUUGGGAGGCAUCUCUGUUUUGGAGGCAUCUCUGUUUUGGAGGCAUCUCUGUUUGGGAGGCAUCUCUGUUGUAUCUCUGUUUUGGAGGCAUCUCUGUUUUGGAGGCAUCUCUGUUGUAUCUCUGUUUUGGAGGUAUCUCUGUUUUGGAGGUAUCUCUGUUUCGGAGGCAUCUCUGUUUCGGAGUUAUCUUUUUGACUGUCCCAAUUCAUACUGUAAUUCAAGGUUUAGUUCAGCAACAAUUUGGAGAAGAAAGAAAGAAAGAAUGAAGGAUAGAAGUAGUGGUAUGAUGCCAGAUAAGACAGAUGGUAUGACCUGCCGACAUGAGGUGAAGAAAACACACUGGAAAACUGUCCACAUUGUGUCCCAGAGAAGAUACGAAGGCUUCAGAAAUGUUGUUCUGGGGCAGGAUAAGGUGAGAGUGCUUGUGGAUGAGUGGGUACUGUGUGAUACUGAGCACUACAGCACUCCUAUUGUGUAGAAGUGAAUGGAGAAUCCCUGAACUCUGGGGUCUUCUUGAGCAAUGGUUCAUGUGCUUAGUGUUGUCACUGCAGCAAGAUGUCAACAUGACUCCAUGUCUUGUCUCAAUUCAGAGGAAAACAGCUCUUCAAGCGAAUCACUGGUUUCUUUUUCCUCUUUUGAAAAUCAACAACCUUCUGUAUAUAUCUGAUGGAAGAUCUGAGAGCAACAGAUACAGCCUUCUUUCUUUGAGCUGAACAGUAAUGGUAAUGGAGUGCACACUUGUCUAUUCCUGUUAGUUUGUGGUACAAUAUUUAUUGUUAUAGAAAUUAUUUACAUUUGUGAAUACGCAAAUUGUAAUGUAUUGUCAUUUUAUGUGUAUUUAUUUGAUUUGGUCUAUUUAUUUUAAAAAAAAUGUAAUGUAUAUUUAGUAAAUCAAACGAUGCAACCCUGCUGGUCGAUCAUGCCAUAAAGAUUCAAAAUAGGGAGUCUUCUACAUCAAUAUUUAAAAAGCUAUUUAGACAACUGUCCACACUUGAUUAUUUUAUAUAUCUUAUUUUAUUUUAAAUCAUUUGUAAACAUUUUUAAUUGCAGAUAUUUUAUAAAUGACAAUGUUUUGAUAAUUUUAUAAAGGUUUUCUCCUUCAUUUAUGUUAUUUCUUUUAUCUGUAUCUUCAGAUACCCACGACUUAAAAAGAAAGUAUGUAUUUAUUAUUUAUUUCAUAUUAAAUAUUGAUAUGAUUGUA
Molecule: messenger RNA, 5101 nt
Organism: Oncorhynchus gorbuscha (pink salmon)
Lineage: Eukaryota; Metazoa; Chordata; Actinopteri; Salmoniformes; Salmonidae
Product: myelin transcription factor 1-like
Exons: 18
Coding region: 144-3365 (1073 amino acids)
Biological process (GO): regulation of transcription by RNA polymerase II
Cellular component (GO): nucleus
Molecular function (GO): DNA-binding transcription factor activity, RNA polymerase II-specific; zinc ion binding; RNA polymerase II cis-regulatory region sequence-specific DNA binding
Source: RefSeq, a predicted model, not a curated record